Molecule: messenger RNA, 475 nt
Organism: Carassius carassius (crucian carp)
Lineage: Eukaryota; Metazoa; Chordata; Actinopteri; Cypriniformes; Cyprinidae
Product: H/ACA ribonucleoprotein complex subunit 3
Exons: 2
Coding region: 96-290 (64 amino acids)
Biological process (GO): positive regulation of telomerase RNA localization to Cajal body; ribosome biogenesis; snRNA pseudouridine synthesis
Cellular component (GO): box H/ACA telomerase RNP complex; box H/ACA snoRNP complex
Molecular function (GO): box H/ACA snoRNA binding; telomerase RNA binding
Source: RefSeq, a predicted model, not a curated record
GCUGUUUUUAGCUGCUGGCGACAGAAUAUAAAUCUGCUUUCAGCUCAGAUAAUCACCUAAAUAAACUUCACUGUCCGGUGUGUGAUCAGUUGAUCAUGUUCCUGCAGUAUUAUCUGAACGAAAACGGCGACAGGGUUUAUACUCUGAAGAAAGUGGACUCGAGCGGUCAGCCCACCAGCUCGGCUCAUCCGGCACGCUUCUCACCGGACGACAAGUUCUCCAGACACCGAGUGACCAUCAAGAAGCGCUUCGGCCUGCUGCUGACCCAACAGCCACGACCCGUGCUCUGAGACCAUCAUCAUCAUAAUGAUGAAGACCCGUGCUCUGAGACGACCUGUUCCUCUCUAACAGACUGACUGACCAUCAGUGCACUUCACACAGCUCACUCCUCUCGACUGAAUCAUGUCAUGUUUACUCUCUCCUCUACAAACACACUGCUGACUCUGUUUAUUCUAAUAAAUACAUGUCAUAAAAU